This is a messenger RNA of Rotaria sordida, 588 nucleotides long. The record is from the annotation of a GenBank genome assembly. NCBI's taxonomy places the organism in Eukaryota, Metazoa, Rotifera, Eurotatoria, Philodinida, Philodinidae.
AUGACAUGUCCAUACACGAAACAUUUAUAUAGUGAAAGACUUUCAGUGCCAGCAUUGUUAAAUCAUCCUGGUCGAGCAGCUUUAGUAUCGGGUCCUCCACGACAAUUAAUUAUUCAGAACAUUCCAAAUGGCAAUCGAUUAAUUACAUCUAGUACAACAACUGCUUCAUCACCAUCGUUUACUACUAUUGAACAAAUUUCACAUUAUUCAUCAUCACAUAAUCAUUCUGGACAACCAUCAAAUAGUGGUAGUGGGAUAUCGACACCAUCGACAAGUCGUCAUACGUCGACAUCCGACAAUAAUGAAAAAAUACGAAGAGAUAGUAAUAAAUCCAGUUCAAGUCUAACAACACCUAAAAGUUUACGUGAAUGGCAUGAACAACCAGUAAAUCUUAGUGAACAACCACCUCUUCCCGAAAGAGUUCAUGUUCAAAUUCUUUCACCAAACAGUAGUCAAACAACUACUCGUUUUUUUGUCGACAAUGACCUUGCAAGUCUUAUUAUGCCAAAUGGUGAAUCGAAAACUGAAGAAAUUGUAACUAAAAAUGAAGCCAUAAAUAAUCAAAUGGGUGACAACGAAAAUGAAUGA